CGUAGUAACACCGAAAAUCCGAUAUAUCGAAGUCUCGGAUAUUGGAUUAGAACGAGACCAUGAAAAAAUUUCCAGAUAUCCCGAUUAUCACGUUGGCUGGAACAUUCUGCCUAACAAUUCUAAUUUUGCUUCUCGCCAAAACAGAUGCAUUAGAAGAAAAUUGUACAGACUUUCAGGGUGGAACUGUGAAGCAUGGAUUGCUCUACGUUCCAGGCCCUGCAGUCUGCAGUCUUUGUGUCUGUUAUCAUUCCGAACCUAUGUGGUGCCAAGCCAUUUAUUGCACGCCACCUUAUAGAUGUAAGAGGUUUCGAGUCGGUGAGAGAUGUUGCGAAUUUCAGUGCCUUGAUGGAGUGGAUACAGAUUGGACCGGUCCGGACCUCAUUAUAGCUAAUGAUUCAUCAAAACUCCAAGACCGAAGAUUCAUUUUACUAGUCCUCAUAUUUUCAAUUUUAAUGAAUAUCUAAUUGAUUCCGGAUGACUUUAAAAGGCAUUCAAUCUCAAAAACAAAAACUGAAGGGAAAGCCACUUCUCUGAAUCAGAACUGUCACUUCAAAAUAUAAAAUAAGAUACUUAAACAGGGUGGCCACUGGACCGAGAAAAGACAGAGCAUUUUUCAGGACCGGAAUAACCGGUAAUUUUUUAGUGGCCCUGGAAUGUUCUUUAAUUAUUGACAAAGAAACCUUCCAAGCUAUAUAAAAUGAUUAUUAGUUUCAAUGUCAACAGCAGCGCAUAAUAAAAUGCCCUUAAUUGUAAAAAAUUAUAUAAAAAUGUUUAUCGAGUAAGAAAAGCCAAUACGUU
Molecule: messenger RNA, 798 nt
Organism: Belonocnema kinseyi
Lineage: Eukaryota; Metazoa; Arthropoda; Insecta; Hymenoptera; Cynipidae
Exons: 3
Coding region: 60-464 (134 amino acids)
Cellular component (GO): membrane
Source: RefSeq, a predicted model, not a curated record